AUGACUCGUGCUACUCGCUACGCCCGUCGCAAGCUCGAUGGUCUCUACACGAAGCUGGUUACCUACAGGGAGUCUGUUGUUGAGGGCGGACAUGUUGAUUUGUCACAGCAUGUCGAUGACAUUGUCCACCAGACUCAGUUUAACUUCAAGGAGCCGCUGGCGGUCCUCCAAACUACGAACCCGCCGUUUCUUUUCCGGCCCAUGUCCCAAGAACUUCUGGAAAUGAAUCCCACCGAAGCCAGCCUCCAGUUUCAGUUCUUUGACUACACACCUGGUAAUGUGGAAACGAUGACUUCGCGCAAUACUGCACGCACCCAACAGACGUGCAACCUCAUUCACACGCAGGCGAGAGACUUCCGCCUGCAAGCGCGGGGAAUGUCAUACUUAACAUACCCUGAUCUCUUCUUCCUAGAUGAUCGAGGGUUUGACCAAUACUAUCCACCGGACCCAAUCCUGCAGAAGGGUUGUGCCUAUCACUUCUUUGAAACGGUGUCAGACAAUACUGUUCUAUAUCCUCACAUUACAAUUAUCAGAGGAGAGCCUAAGAAUGGCCAAGAGGACAAGAUACUAUACGGGGAGCUUGCAACCCUGAUUACAGCGAUGAGAAAUCGCGCAAAUCAACGUAAAGUACAGUCAAGCGAGGAGCGCAAUGCCCUUCUUUCAGCGGACAAGGACCCAGCAGAGUUUCCCUUCUUAUUUCCGGAUGAAGAGCAUUUUCCUGUGCUUCUCAUCUCCUGCGUCGGGCCUCAACAUGCAAGAAUAUUCUACGCAUGCAUGGACGAGCGUAAGCUACACAUCCGACAGUCAAGGCUUUUUAGCUUCGAGCAAAGAUCAACUGCGCCUGUGUCCUUUUUCGGCAGCAUGCUCUUGAAUCGUGCUGUCAUGCAGGUGUCGGAAGAUGAGCUUGCCGAGGAUGACGAAGUGGAAAAGGGUUCUCCCCAGACCACUACUCCACCAUAA
Messenger RNA from Aspergillus homomorphus CBS 101889, 960 nucleotides. RefSeq lists its product as uncharacterized. The transcript is spliced from 2 exons. The coding region runs from base 1 to 960 and encodes 319 amino acids. Lineage: Eukaryota; Fungi; Ascomycota; Eurotiomycetes; Eurotiales; Aspergillaceae. The record is from RefSeq and is a predicted model, not a curated record.